CUGCAAGCCAUGCAGCGGGCAAGAACAAAGAUUACAAACCAAGAAAAAAGGGAUGAGCCAGUGGCCUACUCAACACAAGCAAUUCUCAGAACCAGAAUGCUGGACACACAAGGCUCAACACCCUGAGUUCAUUUAAGGGAAGCUUUAGAAAAGGCAAAGCAGCCACAGUGACAGAAGUGAGAGUCCACAGCAGGAGGUGGACUGGCUGGGGAGAUGGAAACGUUGUCUCUGGUUAUAAAGGUCAGAACCGAUUGGACAGAGAAGAUGUCUUUCGAUGUGUACGAAUGUUGCCUACAAAUAAAAAGACUGAAAAGAACAACUGAGCAGACGGCGGGCGGUGCUUGCUGUUGACCAUGUGAAACUUUCCAAGAUAAUGGCAAGUGUGUGAAGACACAGCAACUGUGAGCAACAACACUGUCAUCCCACGAAGUCACCCAGUCCCUCCUCUCCAGGCCGGUUUAGCUGCCAUAGCCACGGCUACCUGCUUGCUUUUGGUGACCUGACAAAGGAAUUCUCCACUCUGGGUGGAAGUGGUGGUGAGCCUGGGCAUGGCCUGGGUGAAGAGCAGGUGCCCUUUUAUGCUCCCUGCCCUGUCAUCAGUGAGGGCUGCUGGGCAGAGCUGCUAGACUCGCCCCGGGCAGGAAAACCACCUCCAGGGGUGAGGACCUGAGUCUUCAGGGCAAAAUGACCCUUUAAGAGUCAUGUCAGCACUGGACGCAGUCACAUCUGUGGACUGUUGCAGAGAGGAGCCGCAGGACCAGAACCGAUUGCAAUCCGCACCCCUAGACGGGCCAUGAGGACGGUAGUUGGGGAGCUACCAGGUGGGUGAGUCCUCCCCUGGCUGGGGGCGAGGGGGGCCACUUUUGAGGCUAGCACGCUCAAUCCCCAUUUGUGGCUUCACCCUCUGUCUCCUGGGCUGAGCCAACAUCUGCACGUGGACAAGUCUGCUCCAGCCCAGGUCUUGGCUAGUGCCCAGCCCACACGGGCCAGUGUCUCUCCGCCACCUCCGGGCUCUAGCGGAACCUGGAGUGCUCCAGUGGGUGGUUCCCAAACCAGGGUGCCCUGUGUUGCAGCCCCUGCCCCCUGUCUGCCAGCCACUUAGAACUGAUUGCUGAAGGCUCUGGAGCAGGGCCCCCUCCUGCCGGCCACCUUCCCUGGGAAGCCUGGAGAUAACAGCGCCUCAAGGCCUUGACCUGUUGGAUGAGCAGGCCCCCCUGAAAGAGUCCACUGUGUGAGAUGGUGCAGCCGAGUGGUGGCCCGGCAGGGGACCAGGACAUGCUAGGUGAAGAGUCUUCUCUGGGGAAGCCAGCCAUGCUCCACAUGCCUUCAGAGCAGGGCACCCCUGAGACCUUCCAGCGCUGUCUGGAGGAGAAUCAAGAGCUCCGAGACGCCAUCCGCCAGAGCAACCAGAUGCUGCGCGAGCGCUGUGAGGAGCUGCAGCGUUUCCAGGGCAACCAGAGGGAGGAGAAGGCCUUCCUCAUGCAGAAGUUCCAGGAGGCCAGGGACUUGGUGGCGAGGCUGAGCCUAGAGAAGCGCAAACUGCGACAGCAGAGGGAGCAGGCCCUACAGGAGGUGGAACGCCUGAAGACAUGCCAGCAGCAGAUGGCUGAGGACAAGGCCUCAGUGAAAGCCCAGGUAACAUCCUUGCUGGGGGAGCUGCAGGAGAGCCAGAGUCGGUUGGAGGCUGCCACUAAGGAGCGCCAGGCUUUGGAGAGCAGGGCCCGGGUGGCCAGCGAACAGGCCCGGCAGCUGGAGAGUGAGCGGGAGGCGCUGCAACAGCGGCACAGUGUGCAGGUGGACCAGCUGCGUCUGCAGAACCAGAACAUGGAGGCUGCCCUGCGCAUGGAACGCCAGGCCGCCUCAGAGGAGAAGCGGAAGCUGGCCCAGCUGCAGGUGGCUUAUCACCAGCUCUUCCAAGAGUAUGACAGCCACAUCAAGAGCAGCAUGGUGAGCAGUGAGCGGAACCGAGGACUGCAGCUGGAGGAUCUCAAGCAGCAGCUCCAGCAGGCUGAGGAGGCCCUGGUGGCCAAACAGGAAGUGAUCGACAAGCUAAAGGAGGAGGCAGAACAGCACAAGAUUGUGAUGGAGACUGUCCCAGUGCUAAAAGCCCAGGCGGAUAUCUACAAGGCAGAUUUCCAGGCUGAGAGGCAGGCCCGGGAGAAGCUGGCUGAGAAGAAGGAAUUCCUGCAAGAACAGCUGGAGCAGCUGCAGAGGGAAUAUAGCAGGUUGAAGACCAGCUGUCAGGAGUCAGCCAGGAUUGAAGACAUGAGGAAGCGGCAUGUUGAGGUCUCCCAGCCCCCCUUAACCCCUGCCCCAGCUCAUCACUCCUUUAACCUGGCCCUGCCCAGCCAGAGGAGAAGCCCCCCUGACGAGCCGCCCAACUUCUGCUGCCCCAAGUGUCAGUAUCAGGCUCCUGACAUGGACACCCUGCAGAUACACGUCAUGGAGUGCAUCGAGUAGGGCUGCAGGCCGCCAGGCAGCCCAGGACCGUGCUAUCUGCUGCUUUCCUCUCCUGUCUGCCUGGGCCUGAACUAGGGACAGCUGACACAGAGUGAGCGCCCUCUCUGAACCCCGAGACCUAGCCACAGGCCCCCAUGCUUCCACACCCUCGUUUACGGGUUCGCCUCUCUUAGGGCAACACAGAGCCCCAGCGAGGCCCACCACUGUGCCCUUUUGUUUCGUUCUGUCUACCUGAGCUGCUUGGCUCUGGGGUUCACACUUUUUCCACCUGUGCUAGGAAGAUCACGAGCCACAGCCGGGGCUCCUGGACACUGGCUUCCCAGGCUGAGAUGGGCAGAGCCUUCCUCCCAGCCACUGGCACAGCACCUAGGGUGCAGGUCUUGUAAGCUGGGUGCUGUUCCCUUGGCGGCUGCAGUACAUUGGACUGAUGCUGUCUGUUACUACUGGACAUUGGGGUUGUCGCUGUGGUACAAAAUCCUUGUGCAUCUCUCAUACGUACCUUGGGUUGGAUCCUUCGAAGUGGCAUCAUUGAGUAUCCACCAGGGCUAGACAGCACUGAGGCCCCUACCCUGGUGUGCCUUCCUGCUCUCCCCACAGCUCUGCCACGGGUGAUGGUGUCCAAGAGUCGGGGGGGGGGGGCUUGUGCCCAUCCCACAAAGUGAGCUCCUUUCUGUUAAGAGUAAGCUUGUCUUAUCUUUUCAGAGCUUGGAGGGUCAUUUUCACUUCUGGUAUAAAUGGCCUGCUUGGAUUUUUUUACGUAUUUUUCUGUUGAGCGGUUAGUCUUUUAUUCCUUGACUUACAAGAGCUCUUUGGUCAUUAGGGGGAUCGACUCUUUUCGAGUGUGAUGUAACCUGCAGUUAUCUCUUCUUCCUGACUUGGUACCGGUGUGUUUGCACUGGAGCCUGUUCUUUGUUGUUUCGUUUAUCCUGCACAACUUCGGGUUUAGCGUUGUCACCACCUCUUGGUCUGAGGAGGUGUGCAUGCCACAGGUACACUUGCCCCGUGCUGCCUGAUGUUGCAAUGCACCCUGGUCCUCCCCAGGAGCGCUGCCACCAAAGUCUGUGGUGCUGUUCCCUGUGCCAGCCCCAGAUACCCCAGCCUGGCCAACAGAAGCCACUUCACCAUCUCUGGCAGAGUACCAGCAUCAGAGAACUGUUUUAUAGUUUUGCAAGAAUCUGGAUAUUUCCGAGGAUGUUGACGCUGUGGGCAUCAACCCUGUAAUUGUGGUUUCCUUCUCAGCGCCCAGCAUCCCUCUGUGCCCCGGGGGCUGCCUGGUUGGAAACGGGAUGACACAGACCCCUGUCCCUGGGUUUUGUGUGGGACACCUGCUAUCUGGCAGUGCCAGGGCGGACUAGGAUCGGGAUAUCAGUCUGGCUAGAUGAAGGCCCAGCCAGCAUCCUGUUCUGAAAGCAAGCCUGGGCUGGGAGCUUUCUUGUCAUCUGCAGGGGGAGACUGAUCUACUUCCUGAAGCCCAGUGUUCAGUUGCAAAUGGUCCUUCAGGAACAUGUUAAAGGCACAGAUAGGUUCUCUGCUCAUGGAUGCUUUUUCAAACUGUAUCCUGCAAUUUUUCUACAAGAGCACGUGCCAUUUUGGGGGAAUGUAUUAGUUUCCUGUUGUUGCUGGAGCAGGUGACUUAGGCCUCCCACUUCUGGAGGCCUAAGUCUGAAAUCCAGGUGUGGGCAGGCUUUGUUCCUUCUAGAGGCCUCUCUCUCAGCUCCCAGUGGUCUUCCUCAGAAUUCCUUGGCAGGUGGACGUGUCUCUCCAGCAUCUGCCUCUGUCUCUACAUAGUCUUCUCCACUUUUUCUUCUCUUUCAAGGACACUUAUUGGAUUUGGAGCCCCCUCCCCCCCUCCCCGCCCUGAGUCAUUCAGGAUGACCUUGUCUCCAGAUGUUUGCUUUCAUCGCAUCUACAAAGACCCUUUUUUCCAAGUAAAAUCACAGUCACACGUUCUGGGGGUCAGGACAUGUGCAUCUGUGUUGGCCACCGUUCAGCCCAGCACAGGGUCAUCUAGUGCCCACAGAUGAGGACAGAUGUGUUUGAAGGCAGGCAUCUCUGGGAUUGGCAGCUCUGUUGGAGGGCUUGUUCCCUGGGGUGAUGUUGACCACUGCGCUCUGCAGAGGUAACACUGUGGUGAGGAAAAAUGGAGUUGGGAAUGGGGUAGGUGCUUGCAGGCUCGGGGACUGUCGAGCCUCAGACCCUUCAUCUCCAGCUGGACAGCGCUGCUGAAGCUGAUGCACGUGGCUAGGAGAAAGAGGAUGACUCUGUUGGACCACUUGCAUCCUGGGUGGUGGCUCCUGGCUGGGUAGGGAUUGGUUUUGUGCUUCUAAGAUGACACGUAUACACCAGAGUGCUUCUCUGACCAGCUCCCUCCUCUGAAAGGGGGCUGAAAGAAGGGAGAUCCCAGAGUGGUGCAAGGUGAACAUUCUCUGCCCCACCCGCAACCCAGGAGAAUUUCUGCAGCUCAGGCAGAGGCCCCCACCUAGGCAGCACAGUGGCUGUAGUGGGAGCUUCACACACAUUCCACCUCUGCCCCAGAGCAGCUGCUUUGGGGCUGAUUGGGGACCGGUCACUGGCCGGGACCCACUGCUGUCUGGAACCUUCUCUUCCUGCAGACUGGGCACCCCUCGCACCCGGCCUCCUGCCUCCCAUGGGGCUGACAGGAUGUGAAAGACUGAAGGUUUUCAAUCAGGCUUCUGAAACAAGGGGCUGGAUUCCUCCCGUGAGGGAAGCAGCCUGCCUGCGGGGUCAGCUGUGGCCCCUGGACCCUCAUGACCGUGGGUUUGGGUGGUGGAGAUGGACAGAUAGGAUCUCCACGUUGGCAUUGUCCGUUGCUUCCACACACCCUGCUUCAUUACCUGGUUAAGAGAAUGCACGUUAAGAGCAAUCAGAUAAGCACAAUACAAAAGCAUUUCUUUCUCAUGAAUGACUAGAAUGACAUAGACUCAAACUAGACAAAAAGUGAUGUCAAAAUGGCAACUAACGCUGACUUCCAGUGCCCUGUUGACAAGGCGUGGGGACCCACUGCCAUGGGGCUGGUCGGGUGGGAUGGACAAGCCCAUAGGGAGUGUCCUAGCCUCCUCAACCCCGCGACUUCAACACUGUCAGGCUGCUGGCUGCAGCAGCAUCUGUAGCCACCAAAGGCCAUGGAGUAGGAGGCAGCACUUCUGGAGCCGUGGAUACCUCGUCACCUGGAACCCACUCUGGAGCAUGUAGGUGUGAAAAAGCCAACAGAUACAGUGAUAUAUGAAGUGUGACCCCAAUAAAAGAUGGAGAACUGUUGUGCGUGCCCUGCUACCAUUUGAA
Molecule: messenger RNA, 5763 nt
Organism: Capra hircus (goat)
Lineage: Eukaryota; Metazoa; Chordata; Mammalia; Artiodactyla; Bovidae
Gene: IKBKG
Product: inhibitor of kappa light polypeptide gene enhancer in B-cells, kinase gamma
Exons: 10
Coding region: 1237-2460 (407 amino acids)
Biological process (GO): positive regulation of canonical NF-kappaB signal transduction
Cellular component (GO): nucleus; IkappaB kinase complex; cytoplasm
Molecular function (GO): K63-linked polyubiquitin modification-dependent protein binding
Source: RefSeq, a predicted model, not a curated record